This is a messenger RNA of Marmota monax (woodchuck), 3296 nucleotides long. RefSeq names its product trafficking regulator of GLUT4 (SLC2A4) 1 (gene Trarg1). Gene Ontology annotation, cellular component: membrane. Bases 385 to 918 code for a protein of 177 amino acids. NCBI's taxonomy places the organism in Eukaryota, Metazoa, Chordata, Mammalia, Rodentia, Sciuridae. The transcript has 3 exons. The record is from RefSeq and is a predicted model, not a curated record.
ACACACCACACACACACACAGCCUCCCUGCCUCAGCCUAAGCCUCACUUCAGAGAGGAAGGAGCAUUCUUCUCUUUCUUCUGCUUCCCCGCCCAUCUGUGCUGUCAGCAAAGUUGGCCUCAAACUUGAGCAGAGCUGAAGGCUGCAGCUCCCUGGGAGCUCUGCAGGGGUGGCGCAGGCCCUGGCCUCUGAACCCAGCUGGCCUUGAGAACCCAGCUGGCUCCUUCUCACCCUCCCAGCACCCAGUUGGCCCUUGGGUCCCUGGGCCACCCUUCUAUCCCUGCGCUGGAGGCUCCCACUCUGGGCUGGGGAAUGGUGCGCUGAGGUUCCUCUGAAGCCCCUUGUCCAGGCCCUGGAGCUGAAGCAGUCCAAAGCCCAGGCCAACAUGGCUAACCCAGGGCAACCUCAGUUUCCCCGGGUGCAGGAGACAGGUUCCACCUCACCUUUGGAACUGCCCGAGAUGGAGAAGCUCCUCACCAAGGUAGAGGGCAAGGAUGACAAAGCCCUGAAUCUGUCCAAGUCCUUCUCGGAGGCUCUGGACUUGGAGAAGAACGGCCACAGCCUGCCCUUCAAGGUGAUCUCCGAGGGGCACCGGGAGGCCUCCCUCCCUGGCUCCCUUUCCCGGGCCAGCUCAAGGCGGGCAUCCUCUGUCGCCACCACCUCCUUCGCCCAGGACCAAGAAGCCCCCAAAGAUUACCUCAUCCUUGCCAUCGCCUCUUGCUUCUGCCCUGUCUGGCCCCUCAACCUCAUCCCCCUCAUCUUUUCUAUUAUGUCUAGAAGUAGUGUGCAGCAGGGGGACCUGGAUGGGGCCCGGAGGCUGGGUCGCCUGGCCCGGCUGCUCAGCAUCACCUUCAUCAUCAUGGGGAUCAUCAUUAUCAUCGUGGCUGUCACCGUCAAUUUCGCAGUUCAGAAGAAAUAAAAGUAACCAGGGAGCCAUGCAGGCAGAGGAAGACCCUGGUCAGCCACAGAGCUCCAAACCCACACCCUGUACCACAGGAGGACUAGAUGGUGACUGCCAAGUGCCCACCUGUCCUCAAGCUCCGAAAGCACAACUUGGAGGGAAACCCCAAGUUACCCCACUGUCAGUCCAUAUCAGAUGGGAAAAUCUGGAGAAAGAAUGGAAAGAAGAAAGGAAAGAAGGAAAGAAGGAAAUUAAAUUUACUGUGAAAACUAUGAAUAAUGUGGUUUAAUCCCAGCCUUUUCACCCCAAGGCUCUGGGUUUGUUCCUCGUGCCUGCAACUUCCCGGGACCUAUGAAGUAGCAUAAACUGCCAGAAUGAGAAGAAAACCAGCUCCACAAAUAAGACCAAUUAUGUAGAGAAAGCAGCAGCCCAGGCCCUUCCUUCCUUGGACAGGAGCAAAGAUGUGGGACUUUACCUUUUAUACUUUUCUCAAAAGCACACUUUGCAUGCUCUGUGCCACAUGCCUGCUGUGACCCCCUACCUAUGACUACCUACCACAGGUGAAGUUACCACUUGGCACAUGCCCUCGGGCACAUGCCCUCGGACACCCCAUGGUGCCUUGCCCUGGAAAGAGGCAAUGGCCACACACUUAAACCUCCCUUGCAGGGUGGAGGCACUCACAGGGAUAUUGGUGAAGGCAGGUACAGGGGCAGCAGGACACACUGACCUCUUCCCAAACUUUUCAGCCUCGGAGCCCCUCUGCUGAGGACUCUGGCCCCAGCAUGCUUCCCAGGACAUCUCAGUGCCUCUUGCUCCCCACCUGUGUUGUAGCCUGGGAGAGCACCAACAGGAACUUCUGGGACCUGACCCAACCUAGGUCAGCCUGUGGGGAGGGCAGGGCUCAUCCUGCCGGGGCCUCCUCCAUGAUCUGGGGUGCAAGCUUGAGAACCUAUGCAAAGUGGCUCAGGGGUCUGCAUGCCUAACACUCAGGGUCCCCAAGCAGAGUGCCUUGGGUGGGGCCUGGCUUUAGGCUCCCAGCCCAGCCUCAUCUGAUGCUUUGUUUUUGGCCCAGUGUCCCUAGACAUCCACAAGCAGAAAAUGCUUUCUCUGUUAAAGUGGUUUGGGGACCACCCUCAGGGGACUUCCCAUGAGCUUCCAAGCUGCUAGAGGUAUUUGUGCUGCUUGAAAAGGAAUGGGCUGGGUUGGAUCUAGAGGUCCUAGACAGAGGAAGGGCUUAGUGGAAGGGUCCAGUCUUUGAAGAGUAAGGGGCCCCAGGUUUGGGAGAUAUACUCACAUGCCCAGAGGAAGGGGCUGGACGCCACAGCCUCUGAGUUUGAGGAUCUAGAGGGACACCUGAAAAGAGCUGAGUAAGGCCCUCUGCCUCCCCCUGUUCCUUGGCCCUGUGAUCUCCCCACAUUUCUCCCGGGCAGAGGCUGUGCCCACAGGGGCCUCAUCUGCUCCUGGGUGCCCCCUGGCUUCAACUCAGACCUAGAGAGAGAUGCCCAGGCUUGCCCACCUUGCCAGGGUUACUACCCUCAAUGGGGGGGGGCAGGUUCCCAGACACAGCCUGUUUUGCCUGCAUUCGAUCAGGACCCACAUGCUCCUCUCUGAGGCCUUUGCCUCUCAGAGGCUCCAGGGCAGAGCGGGUAAGCACAGAGACUCUGGCUGAUGGAAGGUGCUCUUGGUGCUGUAGCAGCCCUGAACCUUCCAGACAGGGCCUGUGUGACCCCCGGGGAGGGAAGGGAGGCUGGGUGGAUCCCUUUGGGAUUGUGUGUUCCUACAUCAGUUCCUUUGGGGGGAAUACACUCCAACCUCUCCCAUUCCUGAAGGGGGGACUAGUCUGGUUUGCUUUAUGGGCUCUUUGAGACCAAAAUAGAGGUAUCCCUGUUUGUUGGGUGGCAGGGGGAAGAGGUGUGAACCAGAGUAUUCAUGUCACUUGGGAGAUCAGGACAGGCACACACACACACACACUUUCCUGCUCCAAUCCCAGAAUAGUCAAGGGCCCUGCUAAGGUGAAGCCACUAGCAGACAGCACCAGGAGUGGCUGAGCUGGAAUGUUCUUCCACUCAGGUCAGAGCAGCCUGAGAGUCUUCUAGUGGUACCAGGGUCAAGGGAAGCACAGGGCAGGAGUGAGAGACAACGGAAGGAAGGUCUCUGAAGCCUCUGACCAAGGGCAGCCCGGCAUCUCCAGGCUGCGCUGGAAACGGGAGGGACAGUGAUCCUGCUAUUCCAGCUCCAUUAUGGGUCCAGCCACCAGAUGCAUGAACAGGUGGUCCCCUGGCUGGGGCUACCGAUCUAGCCUCUCCCUGGAACCCCUCCCCACUGCCAUCACCACUCACACCAGUGACUCUGUAUUUCUUGGCAUGGAAGGAAAUAAAGCUGAACACACACGCUCA